Messenger RNA from Heterobasidion irregulare TC 32-1, 2704 nucleotides. RefSeq lists its product as uncharacterized. Bases 1 to 2070 code for a protein of 689 amino acids. The transcript has 6 exons. The record is from RefSeq and is a predicted model, not a curated record. Gene Ontology annotation, molecular function: ATP binding; protein kinase activity. NCBI's taxonomy places the organism in Eukaryota, Fungi, Basidiomycota, Agaricomycetes, Russulales, Bondarzewiaceae. Gene Ontology annotation, biological process: protein phosphorylation.
AUGCCUCGAGUUGUGCACCAAAUCAUGGAUGACGCAUGGAUCCCCACCUCGACGCCCCCUUCUCCCGAUGUCAAGUCGCGACCAAGGGAGCCAUAUCCGAUACCCAGCAGCAACCCGGCCAGCCAGUAUACACUGCUAGAAAAGCUUGGCACCGGGAGCUUUGGCACGGUCUACAAGGCCAUGCACAACGAUACCAAGCAGAUUGUCGCCAUAAAGCAGAUCGAUCUGGAAGAUUCGGACGACGAUAUUAUUGAGAUCCAGCAGGAGAUUGCCAACCUUGCGCAGCAUGAGUCGGAAUUCGUGACACGGUACUAUGGCUCGUUCGUCGUCGCCUACAAGCUCUGGAUCGUCAUGGAGUAUCUUGCAGGUGGCUCUUGUCUCGACCUUCUCAAACCCGGCGUAUUUUCCGAGGCACAUAUUGCUGUCAUCUGCCGUGAACUGCUCCUAGGUCUCGACUACCUUCACGGUGAAGGCACAAUUCAUCGCGACAUCAAAGCUGCGAACGUCCUCCUCUCUGCCUCGGGCAAAGUGAAGCUCGCCGACUUUGGUGUGGCCGCACAAUUGACGAGCACACUGAGACAUACGUUUGUCGGGACACCCUUUUGGAUGGCUCCGGAGGUCAUCCGGCAAGCGGGGUACGAUGCAAAGGCGGAUAUGUGGAGUCUGGGCAUCACGGCGAUCGAGAUGGCGAAGGGCGAGCCUCCACUGGCGGAAUACCAUCCCAUGCGGGUGCUAUUUCUGAUCCCGAAAGCAAAGCCUCCGGUGUUAGAAGGCCCAUUCUCACUCGCCUUCAAAGAUUUUGUCGCGCAAUGCCUCACGAAGGACCCAAAUAGCCGGCCUACGGCGAAGGAACUUCUCCAGCAUCGGUUUAUCCGAAGUGCGCGCAAGACGUCCUACCUCACCGAGUUGACCGAGCGGUACCAAGAUUACCGCACGCAGUCGCCGCACCGCGCGCCUCAGAUGUACCAACAGUCAAUGCGAAACAGUGUAGCCUCUUGGGACGGAACGCUGCGGAGCGAUUGGAAUUUCGAGACGAUCCGGUCGACCGCGGCGAUGGGUACGAUUCGAGGGAUGGCAAAGGACCUCAUGCCGCCAGGAAUGGUCCCCGAGGAUGACGCCGAUGAGGGAUCCGCAUAUGAUGGAAUGGAGGACAGGGACUCACUUGACACCAGCGCUGCGGCGAAAGGCAGCGACAUGACGAAUGGAGUUGGAAUCGGGAUGAAUGCGGGCGCUGCGCACUCGACGAUCGCAAUACGGACAGCGUCAGCGGCCCCCGCGCUCGACAUGCCCGCGCUCGAGGCCGACACCUCGUCAGAGGAGGCGGUGGUCGCGACCCCCGCGACCCCUCCUCAAUCCGACCCGCUCGGCGCGCCGCCGGCCUAUGUGCGGACGCCCCGGCGCGCAUCGUAUGCAGCGCGGAACUCGGUGGGUGGGACAGUGGUGCGGGAAGCGGACAUUGGGACAGGAGUGGACACGAUUCGGCCGGUGAAGAAAGUCGACACGGCGGGGUCGCUCCGGCUAUCUGCGGACUAUGUGGGGAGCAUCCGAAAGGAGAGCAGCGUCGAUGGAUCGGCGCCGAACUCGCCGGUGAAGGACAAGUCGCUGCACAAGCGCGCUGCGAGCGAGGCGGCCAAGGCAGGCAGGUCGAUCGUGGAUGACGUCGUGCUGCCCACACUGCAGAAGGCUAUCACUGAUGACAUGGAUGCACGGGAAAUCGAAUCCCUGAGCAUGCUCUCGCGUGGGUUCGAGGAGCUGAGAGAGGUCAACCCAGAGCUGGCAUACAGCGUCAUCCUCGACAUCCUUGCGGGCCUCAACGAAAAUCAAGGCGUGCGACAGCAUAUACAGACCUCGCGCGAACUCUUCCCGCACAGGCGUGUCACACGCAAGAGCGAGAUGACGAGCAAGGGCCUCAUCGUUACCGAGACGCUCGAGGAGGUGGCCGGGCCGUCGGAAGCGGACGCUGCAGACAAGGCGGAGCCGAGCUCGCCGACAAAACGGUCACCCAUCGCCGAGCUGCUCUACAUGCGCUGGCUCGAGGGCCUGAAGAUCAAGUGGCCCAGUCUACUGUGAUCUCACGCAUCUGCGCGUCCCCGUAAUAUCCGGUCUUGGAGUGCCUUGCAAUAUGGAGGUGACGAGUCCUCCAAUGGCUUCGGCCAUGUACGGACGCGAUCUAUGUUAGAAAUACUUGUUGCCGAUCUGUAACAGUUGAGCUCAUGCUGGAGCUACGCCCGACCCUGCCUUCUGCCGCCCUUCCCUAUACACGCUCUCCGAGCAUACCCAGACAGGGUGCUUCACCUCCCCCUGUCAUCUGACCCACUUCACCCUCAUUGGCCUCACUGGCUCGAUGAUCAUUCUUGGACUAUGAUUGACACUAUCCCUUCCCGCACCUAAUACCCCCCUCCCCCUACGCCCGCCUCCGCCCUUCCAUCCAUCCCCGUAUAUCCGUUCGCACUUCAUCAGUCCCGACCCCCUCGCACCUGUCUCUUUGACCUAUAUUCGAACGUUCGUUGUUGCACUUGUUUUUUUGUGUGUGUUCCUCUUGCUGGUGUAUGUGGUCCUUACGUUCUCACGAUCUCCUACUUCUACUUCACGAUGGCUCACCCCACCGCGGGUACGCGCGCGACCGCGCUGUGUUUUUACGCGACAUAAAUGCUCACACACAUGAUGCACUACAGCGAAUGAUGGCAGUACGUGGUGUUCUCUG